GCAAAACCCGACCCAACCCGACCUAUUGCCAUCCCAGGUAAAUCCCGAUAAACCCGAUAACCCCUUCCCUCUUCCACGUAUCUCAACGCGCUCCAAACAAAACAAACAGGGCGUAAGAAAAAGUGAGCUUUUGCAGCAGCGGCCGCCAUUUCUGUUUGGCUUCGUCCCCUCCCCCAUUUCUAUACUUUUUGGAGACAUUUUGCCACUGAGAAGAAGAGUGUGGUGAUGCAGCAGAAAGGGAGGCUCACAAACCGCAGAUCCAGAAGCUUUUCCAGGUCCCGUAUCGCCAUUCAGGGGUACUAGCCUCGUAGGCAGCAGUAUAAUUAUUGUUCCCCCCCAAACUCUCGGAGAAAAAUUUUCACCUCCACAUUUCUCGAUCUCGCGAGAAACAACCGGGGAAAAAAGCACCGCGAGAUCAGCAAUGGCGGCCAAUGGCGCAGCACCUGUGGUGGAACGUUAGGUUCAGAAGAACUACUGGAUGGAGCAUUCCGUUGAUCUGACGGUGGAGUCCAUGAUGCUCGACUCAAAAGCCUCUGACCUCGACAAAGAAGAAAGACCUGAGGUACUUUCUCUGCUCCCACCGUAUGAAGGGAAAUCAGUUCUGGAACUUGGAGCUGGCAUUGGCCGUUUUACUGGAGAGAUAGCUAACAAGGCUGGCCAAGUCAUUGCUUUGGAUUUCAUUGAUAGCGUGAUCAAGAAGAAUGAGGAUAUCAAUGGUCACUUUAAGAAUGUCAAGUUCAUGUGUGCUGAUGUAACAUCACCAGACCUCAACUUUUCAGAAGGAUCCAUGGAUUUGAUUUUCUCCAACUGGCUGCUUAUGUAUCUCUCAGAUGCUGAGGUGGAAACCCUGGCUGAAAGAAUGGUGAAGUGGCUAAAACCUGGCGGGUUUAUUUUCUUUAGGGAGUCCUGCUUCCAUCAAUCUGGAGAUAGCAAAAGGAAAAGCAACCCGACUCACUACCGCGAGCCAAGGUUCUACACGAAGGUAUUUAUGGAGAGCCAUAUGCAUGAUGAUGCUGGAAAUCCCUAUGAGCUCUCUUUCAUCGGAUGCAAAUGCAUUGGAGCGUACGUGAGGAACAAAAAGAACCAAAAUCAGAUUUGUUGGAUAUGGCAGAAGGUCCAGUCGCAGGUUGAUAAAGGAUUCCAGCAAUUCUUGGACAAUGUUCAGUACAAGUCCAAUGGAAUUCUACGUUAUGAACGUGUAUUUGGGCAAGGUUUUGUGAGCACUGGAGGCCUAGAAACAACAAAGGAGUUUGUGGCAAGGUUGGAUCUGAAACCUGGUCAGAAGGUUCUAGACGUUGGCUGUGGUAUUGGUGGAGGUGAUUUCUACAUGGCUGAGACCUUUGAUGUUGAGGUGGUUGGGAUUGACCUCUCAAUCAACAUGAUCUCGUUUGCUCUGGAGCGUGCUAUUGGACUCAAAUGCGCAGUUGAAUUUGAGGUUGCUGAUUGUACCAAGAAGACAUACCCAGAUAACUCCUUCGAUGUUAUCUAUAGCCGUGACACCAUUCUCCAUAUUCAGGACAAACCAGCACUGUUUAGAUCAUUCUUCAAGUGGCUGAAGCCUGGAGGCAAAGUUCUCAUCAGCGAUUACUGCAAGAGCGCUGGAACUGCUUCACCCGAAUUUGCAGAGUAUAUUAAGCAGAGAGGAUAUGAUCUUCAUGACGUGAAAGCAUAUGGCCAGGCACGUGCAUCUCUACGGUAGAUCAGACUCUUGUUGUGGCCCUUUAUUUUGGUAUUUAGCUUACUGAUUUUGCUUUUUGUUAUGCGGGUGAUAUAGAUGCUUAAAGAUGCUGGUUUUCAAGAGGUCAUAGCUGAAGACCGCACAGAUCAGUUUAACCAAGUUCUGGUACGGGAACUGGAUGCUAUAGAAAAAGAGAAGAAUGCAUUCAGUCAGGACUUUUCUCAAAAAGAUUAUGACGAUAUAGUCGGCGGAUGGAAGUCGAAGCUUGUCAGGAGCUCUGCCGGCGAGCAGCGAUGGGGCCUGUUCAUUGCCAAGAAGUAAUUUCCUGGCCAGCCAGUCAGUCCUCUCCUUUGUCCUAUCAGUCAAGAAUAAAAAAAUGUCUCCCCAAGACAUCAGUUUAGCCAGUGAUAGUGAAUCCCUCUACUGUGUUCUUAGUCACUCACUGUGUCGGAAUAUGAUCCACUCUUCCUUUCUGCUGCUAUUAAGCUCACUCUGAGGUUAACGUGCUCGUUGAAGACUGGAAACUAGUGUUGAAUUCGCAAGUUGCUGCUGCAUUGUGAUUCUAGUCUCCCAAGACAUCGUUCUUUAAGUUCAAAGAUUGUAGCAUUGUGAUUGUUUUGUACUCUCUUGAACAAUUCUCUUGUUUUCUGUCAAAUGGUUUGAAGUUUGAACUGUCUCCUAUUUUGAACACUCGCAAGAACAUUCCAAAUCAAUACAUUAAAGAUCAGUAAUGGCCGGAACGCCUUCGUUAGUUCUUCGCACCACAGCUUCAUCUGCGAACUACAUACCGUCCCACCAUUAAGGGUAGGGAUGUGAAUUUGGAAUGGACGACGGACGAAAGCCAAUUACUUCAAAUCCAAACUUAUGCACAAAUACUAAGCCUCAUAACACGAUUUAACAAGUUAAGGAACAUGCACCGCACUCCUACCAUCACUUUUUCUCUCACCAGGGUAUCAGCAUUCUUGAUCCGUUUUGACUCUCAUGGCUAUCUGGGAUCCGCUCAAGCCUUCCAGGACUCCCCCUUCAUAUAUCUCACCAUACUGGCCCAAAGAAUAAUGAGGUAAACCAGGGUUUAAUGCAAGCAUCUUUGGUUCCAGGAAAGAUUCCGGCAGCCGCAGCAUAUUACUCCAAAGCUGGAUGUUGGCAUUCUGUCUUGUUGUUUCUUCCAACAACUAAUAGUUAUCAGAUAUCUGACAGCGUAUCUUUGCUUUGGCUUAUUUCAGAAAAUGGAUGGGUGCCUGGCUUCUUAAGCUCUGUAGCAAAUUCAUAUGCCAUAUAGAUUCGUAUUCUUUGGCAUUCUUUUAGUUAUAGAUAUUUCAGCAAAGUGUUGCUAGGUUAACCUUGUUCUCUUUCGAGUUGCAAGAAUUGGGUGCACAUUGGUUUGUCGAACUUGAACCCAGCCACCUCUGCUUCCUUCCAGAUUACCUUCGACUUUGCCAGUCUUCCAGAAGCCAUAUGUACUUUAACCAAGUCCUUGUACAUGUCAUAAGUUGGGGAGAAACCUGCUUCCUUGAGUUUCGAAAAAUAUCUGGAAGCCCUUUGCAGAUCAUUCAAGGCAACACAAAGCUUUAUAACCACACGAUAAGCCGGGAGAUCAAGUAGAACAUUUGAACCCUCCAUUUCCCAGACAGCAGCCAGCGCAUCCCGAUACUUUUUCUCUGUGUACCGGCUGUGGAUCAAAGUUGUGUACAUAACCACACUUGGUUCCCUUCCUGAUAGUUUAAACCAAUCACAAAGACCUUCCACAAUCUCAAAUUUCCCAAGCCUAAUGCUGACUUUCAUGAGAGCAGUGCAAUCCUGCUGGGUUAAAUUCAAUGCGUCCCUAUUUCCAAGCUCCUCCAGUAACUCUGCCACAAGUGAGUGUUUGUCUGGAUUCUUUAUCAACUCGAGGGCUAACUUGGCAUAUAUACCUGCAUCCAACACUCUAUUGUCUCGCUUAGCAACGGAGACAAGUUUCAAAGCGAGCUGUAACUUUCCACCUCUAAUGAAUCCCCUAAUCAUUGCCUCCAUGACCCCUCGGCUUGCCAAAGUAGUGAGGCUCUGCCAGUCAAAUGGUACUUUCAAGUCGUGAUUCCGUGCUAACACUUCAACAGUAGAAGCCAAAAUCCUAUCAUCAGGGACAAGGUCAGGUUGAUUCUGAGCCCAACAAAAUGUCUCCAGUGCUCUCUCAGGGAGACCCAUGUGACCCAGCUCUCGAAUAGUCAAAGAUAACGAACCUUUACUGAGAAAGCGAGCAUGCUUCUUUAGAACAAGAGAUGCAUUUUCAUCAGUCUUAAGGCCACUAAUCCGUUUAGCCAAGUUAAUGAGAAAAACUGGGUUCUUGUGAAGUUGAUUGGAAACUGACGACGGGGUUGAAACAGCUGACUUCGGAGGGAUAAACUUAUAUCGUUUCUUCGGGGUAGGGAGUCGUAAAGGCCUAAUCUUGUGAGGAAGGGGAAGUGGCAAUGGCCUUUCUCUGGUCAACUUGCCUGGCUUUUGAGGGAUCCUACCCUGAAAGAGGGAGGAUAUUGCUUCAAUCUCGUCUUCUUCCCAAUCAAUAAGGUCCUCAUGGUUCCCAUCUUCCUCAACCUCACCUGCAGCUUCAGCUUCUUCCUCAUCGUCAGAAGAAUCACCAUUGUCAUGUAUCAAAAGAGACUCAGUAGUUGGCUUCUUGAGGAACAAGUUGACCCCAAAAUCCGGGGGAAGCUUAGAGCGUCGAGGGCUCUGAUGAUUCUUGCGCAGCUUUCUAUACCCAACUCUGGUAGUGGAGCUGAAACGAGGAACUAAAGUCAGCAGUCCACAAGCUGGAGCUCGGCCAACAACUACUGAGCACACACAUGCCAUUGACAGUCUUUUCAGGCAUCCAAAAAUCGGCGUAAGCUAGUUCUCAGGCGCCGCUGGUUUAUUCUGCUAGGGAAUGGCGUUCCACAUUCGUGCAAACGGGAGGGGCGACCUCUACGCUGGGAAUUCGUCUUGACGCGCUUUGUAGUUGAGCUUCGGCUUGGUGUGACGCCGAAAUUGAAAGGAUAGA
Linum tenue is the source of this 4688-nucleotide messenger RNA. The record is from the annotation of a GenBank genome assembly. Lineage: Eukaryota; Viridiplantae; Streptophyta; Magnoliopsida; Malpighiales; Linaceae.